AGCGUCUGUUUAAAUUUAAUGUUUAUUGCAUUUACUCCACAUAACUGAAUAUACAGUUGACGUUGUUUGAGCUUGUUUUUCGGGGAAUUAUUCAAUAACAACAAUGAUUGAAAAAAGAUUAAUUUUGUCAAUUUUCUUUGCGGUUGUAGUUAUGGCAUCUAUGGCAGACAAGAUUGAGGAUUGGAAAGACCAAAUGAAAAAGCUUCAAGGAAAAUGCGCAAAACAGUUACAAGUAGAUGAAGCUUCAAUUGAAGAAUUACUGAAGUCUACUACUGUUGACGUGUCGAGUAGCGAUAUACAGAAAGUUAUUUACUGCAUCGUAUUAGAAAUUGGAUUCAUGGACGCAAAUGGAAAUCUUGGGGUGGCAAAAGUUGAGGAACAUUUGAAAGGUCUUGGUUUAGAUGACAAAACUAUAAAGGAAGUAAACGAUAAAUGUAACAGUAUAGAGAAAGUUGCUGAUAAAAAUGUGUUAGUAGGUCGUUACUAUAAAUGUUACGAGGAAAAUUUACCAAGAAAAUAUCUUGUUCUUUGAAUAUAAUGCUUUUCCGUAUUCAGUUUUCACUGUGAUUGCAAAAUAUAUGACUUCAUAUUGUUA
Molecule: messenger RNA, 595 nt
Organism: Harmonia axyridis
Lineage: Eukaryota; Metazoa; Arthropoda; Insecta; Coleoptera; Coccinellidae
Exons: 2
Coding region: 104-532 (142 amino acids)
Biological process (GO): sensory perception of smell
Molecular function (GO): odorant binding
Source: RefSeq, a predicted model, not a curated record